UCGUGUUUGCUCUCCAGGCGAUGAACUACGACCAAGUGAAGCUCCGAGAUGGGAGGUGUCUGGCCUACAAAGAAUUCGGAGUCGACAGGAGCUCGGCGAGAUUCAAGGUGGUGGUCAUUCAUGGGCUUGGCAGUUCUCGCGACGCUCUUUUCCCGUGCUCAAAGCCUACUCGAUCGCAGGAGCUUGCGGACGAGCUGGGACUUUACAUGGUCGGAUUCGAUCGAGCUGGCUAUGGACACAGCGACCCUUUUCCGCAAAGAUCUGUGAAGUCCGAAGCGCUCGACAUCCAGGAUUUGGCAGACCAGCUUCAACUCGGUGCGAAGUUCCACAUCAUAGCAAUCUCGAUUGGUGGCUACUCGGCAUGGUCGUGUCUCAAGUACAUUCCACACAGGAUUGCUGGAGCGGCACUUGUUGCUCCAGCCAUCAACUACUGGUGGCCGUGCUUGCCACCAUCUCUUUCUCACCAGGCUUUCAGCGCUCGAUCGUUUCUAGACAAGUGUGGCCUUCGACUGGCUCACUACUUCCCCGGCCUCUACACCUGGUGGAGCAGCCAGAGAUGGCUAGAACCCGGCAUUUCCAGGCUCGACAAGGUGGACCAGACCAUCCUGGCCAGUCCCAACAUCCUCAAGCACCGGAGCCAAGCCCAACGCCAGGGAGCCCAGGAAUCCACCGCGAGAGACAUCCUCGUCCAGUUUGCGAGCUGGGAAUUCGAUCCAAGCCAGGUGGAGCAGCCGGGAGAGGGAAUUCGCGUGGAUAUCUGGCAGGGCGAUCGAGAUUACUUGGUUCCGGCGCUCCUCCAGCGUUGCAUCCACGAAAGAUUGCCCUGGACCGGCUAUCACGAGCUCCCAGAAAUGGGCCACUUGUUCUUCCUCCUCCCGGGGCGUGGAGAGGAGAUUAUCCGCACGCUACUAAUCUAACCACGCUUAUUAUUCUAACCUGAUCUCGUUUAGUCUAAACUUGUAUUAAGACAAGAUUAGUUUUUAAAGAAACAUUGAUUAGUUUAAAAGUA
Selaginella moellendorffii is the source of this 1009-nucleotide messenger RNA. RefSeq lists its product as uncharacterized. The record is from RefSeq and is a predicted model, not a curated record. Bases 21 to 917 code for a protein of 298 amino acids. The transcript is spliced from 4 exons. NCBI's taxonomy places the organism in Eukaryota, Viridiplantae, Streptophyta, Lycopodiopsida, Selaginellales, Selaginellaceae.